This is a messenger RNA of Penicillium longicatenatum, 2694 nucleotides long. RefSeq names its product putative phosphatidate cytidylyltransferase. Gene Ontology annotation, biological process: dolichyl monophosphate biosynthetic process. Gene Ontology annotation, cellular component: endoplasmic reticulum membrane. The record is from RefSeq and is a predicted model, not a curated record. Lineage: Eukaryota; Fungi; Ascomycota; Eurotiomycetes; Eurotiales; Aspergillaceae. Bases 1 to 2694 code for a protein of 897 amino acids. Gene Ontology annotation, molecular function: dolichol kinase activity. The transcript has 2 exons.
AUGAAUUCACCGCGGGGCCAGGAGGAACAGGAAGUGCUCACACGCAGUAGCACACCUGCCACAAGCUCUGAAUUAAUCGCCGAAGAUCUGCGACAAUUCACUCGUUCUCCACAUCCCUACCACCAUAGCCGACGUCUCGGAUCCCGCACCCCUUCUGAACAAGGCGACCGUCUCCAACCUCUAACUCCCUAUUCCAAGUCCUCGCGGACACCCAGCGACAGCGGUACUGAAGCAGACGAUGAGAGUACGGGGAUAUUAAGAGGUCUUCCUGCGCCGCCGCUUCGGCCGCGUAAGGGCUUGCGCUCCGGCGGAAAUGGCUUCGUCGACUCCGAUGCUUGGUUGCCUACAUUACAUCCGUGGCCCUCACUUGCACGACAGUCUAGUCGGGGUUCCCGGAGAAGCUCCGAGGAAAAGCAGGCGGAGGGAGAGGCAGCCGAGGCUCAGCAGCUGAAGGCGAAGAGGCGGAUUGAGAUCUUGCGCCGGCUGUUGGAAACAGUCCUUCUCUUGUCGAUUGGGGCGGUGGUUUUACUAAGGAAAGAAGCUCACUCUCUUGCGUGGGAAUGGAGAAAAGAGCUCAUUACCCAUGGUCUCCUGCUCCUCGGGUUGUAUGCUUCAUAUCCUGUCAUUGUCUGUAUUGCAAGGACCCGCAAGUCGUAUGGACCAUCUAAACGUCCAUUCUUCAAUGUUCCCUCGAGCUUCGAUCCCGCUCCGCUCCUGUACCCGAUCCUCAUUCCGAUAUUUGUUUCGAUAUCGCUGGCGAACUAUCGUCCGUCCCUGAUCAUGCCAAACAUCAUCUUCAGUCUCUCGUCUAUCCCCGCACCCGUCAUACCGUUACACAACUGGUCCAAUGGCUUGAGUCUCCCGCACUGGAUGGUUACAUUGGUGCCUAUUCUCAUUUCGGAACACUUUUCUCUUGACUCUACGAUUCCCAAACCGCUGUCGCUUCGCGGGCACGAUGCCGAAACAUUGAUUCUUCUUUUUCCUUUGCAUCAAGCGUUGAUACCCACUUUAGACUUUUUGUUGACAACCAGCAUUCUCCCAGCCGAGCUCCAGCUGUUAACCACUGCAUUAUUGAAUUUGUAUUUGUUUGCGACAUCGCCCCAGGCGGAGAUCUUGAAAGCCUUGCUUUGGCUAGGCGGGAUGUGCAUGUUUGCUUUAGGCCGGGAUGUCCUACGUUGGGAGGUUGCACUGGCUCGUAUUCCUAGCUGGAAGUUUCGCCGCUCUCUACGCGGCUCGCAAUCGCCAAGGCGAUUCAUAAAUAUGAUGGAUCACCGUCUUUGUCAGAAGUUAAGCGGAACCGGCGUCUCCGAUGAGCCUACAUCGGACAGCGAUGGGCCCGGUGCAGUUCCCACGCCACGCAAGGCGAAAAUCAUGCGUGAAAAAGCCCCUUCGGCUGAACCAAUGUCCGCAGUAGGAAAUGUCACUACCGAGGAAGUUUUUGAAAAGCACUAUCGCGCUGGACAGCGACAGCGCCGCCGGCAUACGAUCUCCGUCCUGGAUGAAGCUGUGCAGAAGAAAGAACGGGUCCGAACUACGCCCGGUGGACGGCGGAAGAAAUUGAUGGGGCCUGGGCUCGCGUCAUUCUUAUCGCUGACUGCACCUCAAGCACAAGUCCGCAAGUGGUUAUAUGCACUCUACAUAUACGCUGUCUCACUAGUGAUUAUCUUGGGGCCGAUCCGGAUAUAUGUGGCUAAGCAGGCCUUGCAAGGUCAAGAUCCAUUCGGAUGGGCGAUUGGAUACUUGUUUGGCAACCUAUCUGCAGUUCGAUUUUGGGUGCUUAUGACGAAUCUGGAGUAUUGGAUCCAACUGCCACCGCGCCCGGAUGCGACCCUGGAAGAUGCAGCUUGCUGGUUCGGGCGGAUUGAACAUCUCCGACAGACGACUUUCGGACCUGCCAACACUCGCCUUUUACUGAGUGCAUACUGCAUCGUGGUACUGGUGAUGGGACUGGCAGUGGUGUUCCAGCUCAGCUCGGUCGCUGAGGUUGACACACGGCGCAAAGUAUUUCAUGGGAUGAUGGUGUUGAUGUUUCUGCCUACGGUGUUUGUGGAUCCGACCUUCUGCGCCUUGGCAUUGGGACUGGUACUUUCAAUCUUUUUGCUCCUAGAUCUCUUCCGGGCAUCCCAGCUACCUCCCAUCUCUCGGCCACUGACAUACUUCUUGGCGCCAUAUGUAGACGGGCGGGACCACAGAGGACCUGUCAUUAUUUCGCAUAUAUUUUUGCUAAUCGGAUGCUCUAUUCCACUCUGGUUAUCAUUGUCUGAUCUUGCUCGCAAUGACCAGGGCCCUUGGGUUGGCUGGGACGUGCCUGCGCGCGACGCCAGCAUGGUCAGUGGAGUCAUCUGUGUUGGCAUGGGCGAUGCAGCCGCAUCGCUUAUUGGGCGUCGCUACGGAAGAUUGAAAUGGUUUUGGGGCGGGGGAAAGUCGCUGGAAGGCAGUGUGGCUUUUGUGGUAGCGGUCAGUGUUGGAUUGUUGGCUGUUCGUGCCUGGCUGAUGGUGGGAGGUUGGCCAGUGGCUGGCAGCGAAUGGGUCGAGGCACCCACCUCGACCGUUCGGUUCUGGCUCUGGACACUCUGCAAGGCCGGAUUAGCGGCAGGUGGAACGAGCGCCACCGAGGCGAUCCUCACUGGCUGCAAUGAUAACGUCGUGGUGCCCGUGGUGCUGUGGCUCUUGGUGCGGGGCUUAGGUGUUUGA